AUGCACGGUCGAUUCCAAUGGGCCCGAGCGCUCAUCGAUCAAGGAUCUGUGUCAUCCUUUAUAACCGAAAAUUUAGUGCAGUCAUUAAGACUUCCGAAAUUAAAUACCGCUGUUAGGGUAACAGGUAUCGGCGAAACGCAGACAAGCGUUCGACAUGCCGUUCAUCUAACGAUAACUCCCAGCAACGCGGACACUCCGGUUUAUAGAACCACCGCGUUAAUUUUAAAAUCGUUAACUCGAUAUUUGCCAAACCGUCUCGACAUUCCAGAGCAAUGGCCGCAUUUGAAUGGCCUUUCGUUAGCUGAUCCCGAUCCCGCAGGAUCAGAUCCAAUAGAAAUAAUUAUCGGAGCGGAUCUUUUCGGGUCACUCAUCCUCGACGGCGUUCGAAAAGGCGCGGUUGACGAACCGAUCGCUCAAAAUACCGCGCUAGGCUGGAUCAUAUCCGGACCUAUAGCGCAACUCAGACCGCUCUCGCAGUCGUCCAUUGGAGUACAUCAUUGCUCUGUUACGGAUGAUCUCAAUCAAACUCUCCGCCGAUUUUGGGAAAUCGAAGAAAUUCCCGCUUCAUCGAAAAUAACUAGUGAAGAAAAGGCAUGCGACGACCAUUUUAAUUCGACACACUCUCGAAAUUCUGAAGGUCGCUAUAUCGUCAGACUUCCAUUUAAACACGGACCUCCACUCAACAUUGGAGAAUCUCGACAUUCCGCGCUUCAGAGUUACCUUCGCACGGAAAGCCGCAUUAAAACAGAUUCAUCGAAAUCGUCGGAAUAUCAUAAUUUUUAA
Nylanderia fulva is the source of this 783-nucleotide messenger RNA. NCBI's taxonomy places the organism in Eukaryota, Metazoa, Arthropoda, Insecta, Hymenoptera, Formicidae. The record is from RefSeq and is a predicted model, not a curated record.